Messenger RNA from Pediculus humanus corporis (human body louse), 468 nucleotides. RefSeq lists its product as uncharacterized. Gene Ontology annotation, biological process: regulation of mitotic nuclear division; regulation of mitotic spindle organization; activation of protein kinase activity. Lineage: Eukaryota; Metazoa; Arthropoda; Insecta; Psocodea; Pediculidae. Gene Ontology annotation, cellular component: nucleus; cytoplasm. The transcript has 3 exons. The record is from RefSeq and is a predicted model, not a curated record. Gene Ontology annotation, molecular function: protein kinase binding. Bases 1 to 468 code for a protein of 155 amino acids.
AUGUUCUCAUCUUUAUGGAUUGGUAAACAACAUUAUAAGGAACCAUAUGUCGAAGGAAGUUCAUUUUUAGUGAGGCAUCAGUUAUUAAAUACAAAUAGUAAUCCGUAUAAAACACCUGUUCAAAACAGAUUUAACUCUUCAACUGAUUUAAAAUUAUCGAGCAGAAAACCGUAUAAAAGUGUUAUUAUUGAAAAAAUGCCUAUUUAUUCUCCUCCCUCGAAAAGUAUUAGUUUUGUUAAAAAUCCAUUUGAACACGCCAGAUUAUUGAAAGAUAGAUUGAGUCAACCUUUGUGUAGCCCUUCAUUAUUUAAAGCGAAUGAGGAAUUCACAUGGAGCAUUGAAGACAUUUCAAUGCUUCAUCCAGCAGAUAUAGAUGAAAAUCCAUCUCAAGAUUUUGAUUCAUGGUUUAGUCCUGUGACUGAAAGCGAAGCACAAGAAGCUAUAAAUAGGCAUGAAUUAAUUUAUUAA